AAUAGAUUGGAGAACAAAAAAUAAAAUAAAAUAAAAACUACCACCUUCGUCGUCGUCAAAGUCCCUUUGAAACAGAAACCAAACGCCGCCGUAACUGCCGAUCGUCGCCACCACAGCAGCCGGUGAAAUUUAUCUCAACUAUUUUGCUUAAAAUCUCAGAGUAACACGCUUGGAGUGUAUGAAGGUUCGGUUUAAAUAAAUCGGAGCACUUUAAAAACCCUGAAACCCUAAAUCAAAGCCCAAUCUGUGCUUUUCUGCAACGCCGUAGUUUCUUCUCCCCCAUAUGUCUGCUUGUUCUUCAAGCUACUGUUCUAAUCGCCAGCUACCCUGCUAGCAAGCAUCAAAGGAGAUUUCACAUGCUGGGAUUUGUUUACACCAUCCUCAUUAGAUAAGAUCUCGUUUUUUCAGAAGAAUUCUUCCUCCAGGAGAGAUUCUGGAGGAAGAAUUGCUCAAAUGUCGACUAUUUCGAUUCACAAGCUUCAGGUUUUGAGUUUUUCCCAUGUCAGAAUCAAAUCACAUAGAAGAUUUCACAGAACCUAUGCCAUUAGGACCAUGACAAUGGAUGCCAAAUCUUCUGAAAAAAGGAAGAUUGAAGAAAUUUCUGUACAGAUUCCAUUAUUAUCAUCACCUAUUCCUCAACGUGAAUUAUUAAAAUCACCUGAUCUGCAAUUUAACCGGCUGCAACCAUCAGAAAGAGAUUUAGUUCAAGAAAAAAAACUUGAAUUUGGACAAUUUGUUGCACGAGACGCCAUUCUUGAUGAAGAAUUCUGGACAGCAGCAUGGCUUCGUGCAGAAAGUCACUGGGAGGACCGACCAAGUGACAGAUAUGUCGAUAACCACAAAAGGAAAUUUGCAGAGCAGGAGUUUAAUGCCAUUAAAAAGCGAAACAAAUGGCAGCAUGGGCCAAAUGAGAAAUGUGCAUGCAUUGUUACGGUAAAAAAGGAAACAAAGAAUGUGAAACGCACUGUACUAAAAAGUGUGGUUGGAACUCUUGAUUUGAGCAUUCGGUACUUGUUGCAUGGAGAGACCUUUCCAGGGGAAAGGGUGAAAGCUCCUCUCUUCUGCAGCAUAAACCGUACAUCCCAAAAUAGAUAUGGUUAUAUUGCAAACUUGUGUGUAGCCAAAUCAGCACGGCGCCAGGGUAUUGCAAGUAAUAUGUUAUAUUUUGCUGUUGAAUCAGCUAUUUCAGAUGGUGUUGGACAGGUUUAUGUGCAUGUGUAUAGAGAUAACCAAGCUGCGCAGGAGCUGUACCACAAGAUGGGUUUUGAGUUGGUCCAAAUGGCAAGCUCGCAAUUAUUAGAGGAGCGAACCUUCUUGCUUUGUUUCAAGUCGUGACAACUACUCAACUCAAAAUUCAUCUUUUGGUGUAAAGAAACAUAUUUUAGAUUUAACAUAUUUACAGUCCGAGAUCCCAAACUUGAAGGAAUGUUUUUGGCCAUUACCUUCAAAUUAUGAUAUGUUGUUCAAUAGGCUUUGAACAAUAUUGUUGUAUAAGGAAUGUCUUGUAUCUUUUAUGGUUUGAAGACAGUUUUCAUUUAA
Messenger RNA from Humulus lupulus (European hop), 1539 nucleotides. RefSeq names its product GCN5-related N-acetyltransferase 6, chloroplastic. Lineage: Eukaryota; Viridiplantae; Streptophyta; Magnoliopsida; Rosales; Cannabaceae. The transcript has 10 exons. Gene Ontology annotation, molecular function: acyltransferase activity, transferring groups other than amino-acyl groups. The record is from RefSeq and is a predicted model, not a curated record. The coding region runs from base 454 to 1335 and encodes 293 amino acids.